This is a messenger RNA of Rhea pennata, 729 nucleotides long. Its product is annotated as claudin-3-like. The record is from RefSeq and is a predicted model, not a curated record. Gene Ontology annotation, biological process: bicellular tight junction assembly; cell adhesion. Gene Ontology annotation, molecular function: structural molecule activity. The transcript has a single exon. Gene Ontology annotation, cellular component: plasma membrane; bicellular tight junction. Lineage: Eukaryota; Metazoa; Chordata; Aves; Rheiformes; Rheidae. The coding region runs from base 85 to 729 and encodes 214 amino acids.
GUGAAGAAGCCCCGGGGGGUGGAGUGUACCGGCCAGCCGAUUCCUCUCUGCCAUCGCCUCGGAGCGCGCUCGGAGCCGGACACCAUGUCUAUGGGGCUGGAGAUCGGGGGGGUGGCCCUGUCCGUGCUGGGCUGGCUGUGCAGCAUCAUCUGCUGCGCGCUGCCCAUGUGGCGGGUGACGGCCUUCAUCGGCAACAACAUCGUGACGGCGCAGAUCAUCUGGGAAGGGCUGUGGAUGAACUGCGUGGUGCAGAGCACGGGGCAGAUGCAGUGCAAGGUGUACGACUCCAUGCUGGCGCUGCCCCAGGACCUGCAGGCCGCCCGCGCCCUCCUUGUUGUGGCCAUCGUGCUGGCCGUGCUGGGCUUGAUGGUCGCCAUUGUGGGAGCGCAGUGCACCCGCUGCGUGGAGGAUGAGACGACCAAGGCCAAGAUCACCAUCGUCUCCGGUGUCAUCUUCCUUCUCUCCGGCAUCAUGACCCUCAUCCCCGUCUCCUGGUCAGCCAACACCAUCAUCCGGGAUUUCUACAACCCGCUGGUGCUCGACCCUCAGAAGCGGGAGCUGGGCACAUCUCUCUACGUGGGCUGGGCGGCAGCCGCGCUCCUGCUCUUUGGGGGGUCUCUCCUCUGCUGCUCUUGCCCCCCCAAAGAUGAGAGGUACGCGCCCAGCAAGGUGGCCUAUUCCGCCCCGCGCUCCGCCGUGACCAGCUACGACAAGAGGAACUAUGUGUGA